Aphanomyces invadans is the source of this 857-nucleotide messenger RNA. RefSeq lists its product as hypothetical. The transcript has 3 exons. Gene Ontology annotation, cellular component: ciliary transition zone; ciliary basal body. The record is from RefSeq and is a predicted model, not a curated record. The coding region runs from base 31 to 714 and encodes 227 amino acids. Gene Ontology annotation, biological process: cilium assembly. NCBI's taxonomy places the organism in Eukaryota, Oomycota, Saprolegniomycetes, Saprolegniales, Verrucalvaceae.
GUGCGACCAACCGGCGGGAAGAUCUUUGGGAUGAAGGACGAGGCUGACGAGCGGACGACGUUCCUGUGGAACGCCGUGCAUGUGCUUGAGCGGAGCGUGAGGGUACUGGAGGACCAGAUCCAUCAGAUGAUUACGUUUCGGGAGCAGCGGGAUGUUCAUGUAGCCAAAGUGGCCAAAGCCCUCGAAGAAUGCGCUGCUCAAGAGAACGUGACGUCUUUGCAGCGGGCGUUUUCGACAUACGCCGAAGCGACGCAGACUCUGAGCACCGACACGCGCGAACUGUUGGUAGUUCGGCCUGAGCAGCAAGCAAUGGUAGAGUUAGCACAGAUUCAAGACUGGGCAAUCGUUCCCAUGAAGCGAUUAUUGGAGGACCGCGAUAAAGCAAUCAAGACACUCAAGAAGCUUCAAAAAGACGUCGAGGACAUUCUCCAGACGAACAAGGAACGAGAAAAGCGGCAACGCCUCGUGCAGGACCAGAAACGUCGCGUUGAGAAUGUGAAUUCGCUCGUGGACUUGCACAUGAAGCGCUUCGAGUACUUCCGCGUGGCGAAGCUAAAGGUCAUGUCAGAGCUAGCGAGGGCUCAGCUGUACUACCACUGCAGGGGUGUCGAGUACUUCUCCGCCCCCUGUCGGAUGGUGCCGUUGGUGGACCCGACAGCGGCGUCUGAGGACAUCGGGUUGAGCUUGUUCCGUUGCCAGCAACUCAAGCCUUGACCACCUGACGAUGAACGUGCUUUUGAUGUCGUAACGAGUCGAAUACAUCCUGUCCCACCACUGCUGUUGCUCGAGUCAUCCAACGAUACCUCGGCACAGCACUGAAAUAGCGCUUCUGAAGCGCAUGGCAGUCCAUCUAGACC